UGCAGCAGUCAUUUCGAGCUCAUGGCUGUCAUCCGCGAUCGUUUUGAUUUGUUCAAGCUCUUAAUUGUCGGCGACACAAAUGUCGGAAAAAGCAGCAUUUUUGGCAGAUUCGCUGGCAGUGAUCCGUGCCAACCGCCGAGCACGAUCACAUGCGACAUUAGAAGUCGGUGUAUUGAAGUAGAUGGUAAGUCAGUGCAACUGGAAAUUUGGGAUACCGCAGGCCAAGAGCGAUUUGGAGCUUUGACGACAUCCGUGUACCACAAAACGAGCGGCUUCAUUGUCGUAUAUGAUAUCAGCAAUGACAAUAGUUUCAAUAAUGUACGACGUUGGUUACACGAAAUUGAUCAACAUUGCGAUACUCCUAAUCCUACUCGAAUACUGGUUGGAAAUAAGUGUGAUCUGCCUGAAGUAAUGAGAGUAGUUGCGAGAGAGGAUGCUGUAAUGUUUGCAACGAAAAUUGGCAUUCAACUGUUUGAAACGAGUGCUACAGAAAAUAUCAACAUUGAGGAUGUGUUCGUUGAAAUUACUAGACUAAUGUUGCAACGACAUAAGAAUGGGGUUCGGACGGAAAGAGAAAGUGCUACAAUUAACGUUCAGAAUCGGUCGAGUCGUAGAAAGUGUUCAUGCUAAUGACUACGUUUGAUAGAAAUGAAUUUUGUAAAAUCUUGAUUCUGUAUUGUGGAGUGGUAUUGUUAUACCGUGUUUAUGGUAUAUAUAUAGAAUGCAAUGGACUCUAGAUAGUGCAUAGGCCUUAUAUUACGUAGGUCAGUCUAGUAUGGAAAUUGAC
Corticium candelabrum is the source of this 787-nucleotide messenger RNA. RefSeq names its product ras-related protein Rab-35-like. Gene Ontology annotation, molecular function: GTP binding; GTPase activity. Lineage: Eukaryota; Metazoa; Porifera; Homoscleromorpha; Homosclerophorida; Plakinidae. Bases 22 to 630 code for a protein of 202 amino acids. The record is from RefSeq and is a predicted model, not a curated record. Gene Ontology annotation, cellular component: plasma membrane; endosome membrane. The transcript is spliced from 6 exons. Gene Ontology annotation, biological process: endocytic recycling.